UUAGACUGCUCAAACCUCUCUCUCUCUCUCUCUCUCUCUCUCUCUCUCUCUCUCUCUCUCUCUUAUAUCUAAACGCUCCUUUCUUCAAUCUCUUGCCAUCUGAUUCAUCUCUAACUCAACCGUGUUCUCUCUCUCUCUCUCUCUCUCUCUCUCUCUCUCUGUGAGCUUGGUCCUGUCGCUUCUUGUGUGUCUGGUUUGCUCUGUUUCUAUAUCUCUCUCUUCCUUCUAUCGCUUUGUCUCUACACAUAUCUUUCGUAGUAACCCCACAUAUAUACAUACACAUGGAACCCUGAAAACCAUUAUAAGUAGUUGCCGACAUAGGGAACAAAAACAGUACAGGUUUAAAGCCAGUGAGAGACCCGAGACCUCUUUCUUUUCUUUCACCGACAAAUGGAGGCUGAUGAACUGGACACAGAUUCCCUCUCUCUCUCUGUUGGUUCUUCAGCCACUGGCUGGAACAACUACGGAUCCGAACCCGGUUCCCCUUCCGGGUCAUACCGGACGGAGAAGAAGGACGACGACGAGUACGUUGCCGAGUUGACUCGCCAGAUGGCCAACUACAUGCUUCAGGACGAAGAUAAACACGAAAAGUCAUGGGGAGGCUCUGGUUCGCCACAAUCAACGCUAUGGUCGCCGUUCGGUUUUGCUCCGGCAGGCCCGUCGCGAGAACCGUCGCCGCCGUUAACGCAGGCGGCGGAGAAGUUCGAGAAGAUGAAGGCAAAGGACGAGAUGAAUCCAUUUGUGAUUCCUUACCCAUCGAAACAAGCCCUAAUCGACGAACAGAUCAGAUCGGCUCAAUCAAACUUUCGCAAGAUCAAAGAAGAGAGGGAGAAGAAGAAGAAGAAGCGAGAACAACAGAACAGAAACGACGCCCUUUACGGGAACAGAGGGAGGGCAACGAAGAGCACCGGAUACGUCGGGAACUACCAGCGAAACGGGUCGGGUUUGAAAGCGGUGUUCCUUGAUGGGUCGGGUUCGAGACCCGGGUCGGGCGGAACCGGUGUGUUCUUGCCACGUGGCACCGGCAGUGACACUGGUUCGGAGCCUCGCAAGAAAACAGGGUGUCCGAGAGUGAUAAUACCGGCAAGAGUCGUUGAAGCCUUGAAGUUUCAUUCCGAGAAAAUGGGUGUGCCGUCCAAAUUCACUUCUGAUUUCCCUCCGCAUCACGAUGCAUUGCUGAUAUCCAUGGGCAACAAUAACAACAACAACAACGGCAAGAGCAGCUCGAAGUUGGCGCAAAGGGCGGAUUCGGGCGAUAGCCACCGCGAGCCACCGACGGAUCUGCCGCACGUAUUUGCAGGAACUCCGGAUGGGGCAUCAUUCUUCACGUGA
Messenger RNA from Tarenaya hassleriana, 1332 nucleotides. RefSeq lists its product as uncharacterized. NCBI's taxonomy places the organism in Eukaryota, Viridiplantae, Streptophyta, Magnoliopsida, Brassicales, Cleomaceae. The record is from RefSeq and is a predicted model, not a curated record.